CUUUAUUUUCAUCUUCCCAUUGAAAAAGAAAAGGAGCUCUCGGUAAAAGAUGUCGUGGAUCAGAGAGGGCGAGCUGACCAUCAUAGAGAGAUUUUGUGCCAACAUCAUUAAGGCAGGUCCAAUGCCCAAGCAUGUUGCCUUCAUCAUGGAUGGCAAUCGCCGUUAUGCCCAAAAGUGUCAUGUGGAGAGACAGCAGGGGCAUUCGCAAGGCUUUGAUAAGCUGGCACAGACGCUACGGUGGUGCUUAAAUCUGGGCAUUCGGGAGGUGACUGUUUAUGCCUUUAGUAUUGAGAACUUUAAACGCUCAAAGGAGGAGGUGGAUGGACUAAUGGAUCUGGCAAGACAGAAAUUUAGCCGCUUACUGGAAGAACAGGAGAGCUUGAAGAAGCAUGGUGUGUGUAUCCGUGUCCUUGGGGACCUGCCGCUUCUGCCCUUGGAUAUUCAGGAGCUGAUUGCCCAAGCUGUGCUGGCAACUAGGAACUACAACAAAUGCUUUCUAAAUGUCUGCUUUGCUUACACAUCGAGACAUGAAAUCAGCAAUGCUGUCAGGGAGAUGGCGUGGGGGGUGGAACAAGGACUGCUCGAACCCAGUGAUGUGUCUGAAUCGUUGCUUGAUAAGUGUCUGUACACCAACAACUCCCCUGACCCAGACCUCCUGAUUCGAACCUCUGGAGAGGUUCGGUUGAGUGAUUUCUUGCUCUGGCAGACAUCCCAUUCAUGCCUGGUGUUUCAGUCAGUCUUGUGGCCAGAAUAUUCCUUUUGGAACUUGUGUGAGGCUAUCCUUCGGUUCCAGAUGAACUACAGUGCUUUACAGAAGGCCAGAGACUCCUACAUGGAGGAAAGGAGGCGACAACAGAUGGAAAGGGAUCAGGCUUAUGUGACAAAGAAGCUGCAGCAGGAGGGGUUUGCGUCCCACGGAGACUCUCGGCGCCGACGGACACUGUUGCAGAAAUGCACCGCCAUGCGGGAAGAGAGAAUCCAGGGCUUUCUACAGGCACUAGAGCACAAGAGAGCGGACUUCUUUGAAAGAUUGUGUACGGUGUCUGCAUGACAUAGGUGCUGGGUUGUUCUUGGGAAGACCGAUUUUUAACCGCGUUAGAGGGAACAGCUGCUGCCCAGAGGAAUUCAGUCGGUGUGGUUCUGCAGUGGGGAUGCAGGGCUGCCAUAGGACUUUACGUCCCCGCUGGCCCUGUCGAAGGGCAGGGACAGAGUACUGUGAACCUUUCUAGUUCUGUGAAUGCUGCUGAGGAAGGUAAUGCCGUCCUUCUGUCUUGCCUCCCUGCCCCUGAUGAUGGAGAAUACACGCACCCUGCCACAUCUCUGCUGCUUG
This is a messenger RNA of Cariama cristata (Red-legged seriema), 1330 nucleotides long. RefSeq names its product dehydrodolichyl diphosphate synthase (gene DHDDS). Gene Ontology annotation, molecular function: ditrans,polycis-polyprenyl diphosphate synthase [(2E,6E)-farnesyl diphosphate specific] activity. The transcript has 8 exons. The coding region runs from base 50 to 1051 and encodes 333 amino acids. Gene Ontology annotation, biological process: polyprenol biosynthetic process. Gene Ontology annotation, cellular component: dehydrodolichyl diphosphate synthase complex; endoplasmic reticulum. NCBI's taxonomy places the organism in Eukaryota, Metazoa, Chordata, Aves, Cariamiformes, Cariamidae. The record is from RefSeq and is a predicted model, not a curated record.